Triplophysa dalaica is the source of this 2401-nucleotide messenger RNA. It is a transcript of the gene elavl1b, whose product is annotated as ELAV like RNA binding protein 1b. Gene Ontology annotation, cellular component: ribonucleoprotein complex. The record is from RefSeq and is a predicted model, not a curated record. Gene Ontology annotation, molecular function: RNA binding. The transcript is spliced from 8 exons. The coding region runs from base 162 to 1241 and encodes 359 amino acids. Lineage: Eukaryota; Metazoa; Chordata; Actinopteri; Cypriniformes; Nemacheilidae.
CGCAGUUCAGUGUCGUUGUCGUUUGAGAUCAGCGUGUGUGUGCAGACAGGUACACAAGACCACCGCCUUCAUAACUAAACAGCUAGUUACUUGCUCGACUGCAACGCUACCGCAUUGCAAACGAAACUAAGACUUGAAUUUUGAAGCUCCAAAGUGUCUACAUGGCCGUCAGAAGAGGACACAUACGAUAUUUAAAAGUCUGUGAGGUUCAGAGCCAAGGGAAUGAAAGAGACAAGAGUGCUGCUGCAAAGCAAGACGUCUACGAUAUGCCAAAUGGGUACGAAGACCACAUGGGUGAUGAGCCAAGUAAUGCUAAAACCAAUCUGAUCGUCAACUACCUGCCGCAGAACAUGAGUCAGGAGGAGCUUCGCAGUCUGUUCAGCAGCAUUGGAGAGGUGGAGUCAGCCAAACUCAUAAGGGACAAGAUGGCAGGCCACAGUUUAGGGUACGGAUUUGUUAACUAUGUUAACCCUAAUGAUGCAGAAAGGGCAAUCAAUACACUCAAUGGCCUGAGACUACAGUCUAAAACUAUCAAGGUCUCGUAUGCUCGGCCGAGUUCUGAAAGCAUCAAAGAUGCCAAUCUGUAUAUCAGUGGUUUACCCAAGACCAUGACGCAGAAGGAUGUCGAGGACAUGUUUACCCGCUUCGGACGCAUAAUUAAUUCUCGUGUGCUGGUCGAUCAGGCUUCAGGGCUGUCACGUGGAGUGGCUUUCAUUCGGUUUGAUAAGAGGUCUGAAGCAGAUGAAGCUAUUAAACUACUGAAUGGCUCCAAACCACCUGGUGCCACUGAACCAAUCACAGUGAAGUUUGCUGCAAAUCCUAACCAGACCAAGAACUCCCAGCUCCUCUCCCAACUCUACCAUACUCAAUCCCGUAGGUUCGGAGGACCUGUUCACCAUCAGGCCCAGCGCUUCAGGUUCUCACCCAUGAGUGUUGACCACAUGAGCAGUGUCUCCAGUAUGAAUGUGCCCAGUAGCUCUGCCUCUGGCUGGUGUAUUUUCGUCUAUAAUUUGGGUCAGGAUGCAGAUGAAGGUAUUCUCUGGCAGAUGUUUGGUCCUUUUGGGGCCGUCACAAACGUCAAGGUCAUCCGUGACUUUAAUACCAACAAAUGCAAAGGGUUUGGGUUUGUUACCAUGACAAAUUACGAGGAAGCAGCAAUGGCCAUCGCUAGCCUGAAUGGAUAUCGCUUGGGGGACAAAGUCCUGCAAGUGUCAUUUAAAACCAGCAAGUCUCAUAAGUGAAGGCACCUUUCUGAACGUUCAAUCAGCGUUGUUCAAAAUGAUUUCAGUUAUUGUUGACUGUCUACGUAAACAUACUCGUGUGCUAGUGUUUUUCUCUGAGGUUGAAAAUAUGUAGAAUUAUUAUUAUUUUUGGUCCAGAUUGAACCCUGAUGACUGUUUAACUGGCAAUUGUAAAGCCCUGGACAAUGUAAAUGUGAAAUGUAUCCAGGGUUUUGUUGAGUUUUUUUUGGAAUGCCUUCAAUAUCUCAUGGCAUUGUUGUUCUGUUUAUCUUUAAUCACACUGGACCGAUGGGUCUAGUAGUGUUAUUUUUUUUAUCAUAUUAGGAUGUGAAGAGUUUUGGCAUUGUCCAUGCGAACUACAUAUCCCCUUUGUAAAUAGUGAAGAAAUGGAUUUAGUUGUCCAGAUAACCCAUCUGUAAGGGGAAAGAUUGGAGGACCAAAGAUCUCAGAGUGUAACGCUUCUGCCUUUAAGUGUUCAGUUUUGUUGGUCCAUUUACUCCAAAACUGCAUUUUUUCCUUUUGAAAUUUAAGUUUUAUAUUGUGUAGACAUUAAAGCUUGUUUUGCAUUUAACAGUAUGUUCUUAUUUUUAGUUGUAUGUUUGCUUUUGUUUUAAAAAUGGUUCAAAGCUUUUAUUUUAUUAUUCUUUUGUUAUUCUAUUUUACAAACCAUGAGCUUUUAACACUUAACCGCCCCACUCAGAAAAGUUUCUUUUCAAAUGGAUUCAAUAAUAGGGAAAAGUUAGGGGCAUGGCUGCAAUUUAUAGUUUUUGUCAGGUCAGUAUUAGGUAACAUUUGCAGCAGUAGAAAUACAUUUUUUGUGUAGUGUUUUACUUCUGUAGUGAUGUACUCGGUCAGUCCCUUGAUACAGCUCUGUACAUUAAUGUGAAAUUUUAACUUGAGUAAAACACAUAGAUAACAUUGUUUUUUUGGAGAUACUACAGUUCUAGCAUACACCAGUUGCAGGUCAGCACUAAUAUUGUGUGCAUGUUCAAUUAUCAUCUAUGUAACUGUGUCAUUUGGGUCUUUAUUCAUAGUGUGACUUGAAGUCCUGAAGCAAGACAUUUCAUGUAUUCAAAUAAAUGCAAUUGUUUUGUCGUAAAAAUGUAUACUGUUACUUGUAUAAUUUUUUCUAAUAUAUAAAGAGUGAGGCCCAAGAUGGA